Messenger RNA from Lathyrus oleraceus (garden pea), 2665 nucleotides. RefSeq lists its product as uncharacterized. The record is from RefSeq and is a predicted model, not a curated record. The transcript has 16 exons. Lineage: Eukaryota; Viridiplantae; Streptophyta; Magnoliopsida; Fabales; Fabaceae. The coding region runs from base 677 to 2362 and encodes 561 amino acids.
UUGGUUACACCCUAGGGUUUAUUCAAGUUGACUUGACAGUUGAAUCCGUUAUUAAUCCAACUUUGUUUAUGGUUAUAGCAUCAAAAGCUAACUAUAACCUACUUUUGGAUCGUGAAUGGAUACACGACAUAGGGGGAGUCGAUUCUUCUAAAGAAUUUUGAUUUGGCGAGAGGACGAAAUAGUGGAAAAUAUUGAGACUGACCAAAGUUAUUUUAUCGCGGAAGUUGACCAUGUCACGUAACUUCGACAUGAAUUUAGCAAACAUAGCACCUUGCAGCCCGGCUGAUUUUGCAUACUUGCCUUCAGACAAGGCAUUUUAUUCUCUCUAUUUGUAUCCAACCCAUGACUUUUGAUGGGAUAGAGAGAUCAUGGGAGAGGAAGAUGAAGUUGGAGGGGUGCCAGGACUCCAACCAACUGAUAGACAGUUAUUAUGCCUGAAUCCAUCAUUUUGCAAUGAAUGAAACAAAAGUGCAUCUUAAGGGGGCUGACGUCAAUUUAGAACCUGAACCACCUGAUAAGUUACCGGUUGAUGUAAGGCCAGAGGCUAAUUUUCUUUGGCAAUGCUGCCUAACCUAUUUGAGCUAAGGUAAAACAGACAUAGAACGCAAUCGGCACCGACUACCUACCAUCUUUUUCCGCUACUAACAUCCAAACAGCGAUAAACCCAUCUCAUGAAAUGCCACCAAAACCUUUCAACUUUCCCGCCAAACGUACCGCAGCCAUUUUCCUUCUAACCACAACUGCAGCCGCUGCAUUUACUGCCAACUCCGACGAGUCCUCCCCUCUCGCCGCCGACAAAAUCAGAGCUCAAAUUCACGGCAUCGCGCGCACCGCUCGUGCCGUCUCCACGGUUGCUUCCACUGUCGUUGACUACGAAUUCUCGCUCCGCGGCCUCCCAAAGUACUCAGAUCAGUAUCGUAAAACGAGUUCACAGGUUCAUCUACGUUCUGCGGAGAGGUUUCUCAAGUUAUGCGAAUCCAACAAAGGGUUUUAUGUGAAAGCUGGGCAGUUCAUUGCUUCCCAAAAAGUGCUUCCGAGAGAGUACUCUUCUACUUUGUCUUCGUUACAGGACCAGGUUGCUCCUCUUCCUUUUAAAGUCAUUGAGAAAGUGCUAAAGGAUAAUCUCGGACCUGACUUCUCUGAGAAGUUUUUGUCCAUUGAUGAACGACCUAUAGGCGCUGCAUCUAUUGCUCAAGUUCACCAUGCUGUACUAAAAAGUGGUCAAGAAGUAGCAAUCAAGGUGCAAUAUCCUUGGAUAGAGCAGCAGAUGCAUUUUGAUACAAGAACAAUGUAUUUCCUAUCAAAAGUUAUUGCAUGGCUAUACCCUCAAUACAGGUUUGAGUGGCUACCAUUAACAUUUGCCAAAUCUGUCUCUUCAGAACUUGAUUUUGUUCAGGAGGCAAGGAAUUCUGAGAGAGCUGCCAAAAAUUUCAGAAACAACAAAAUUGUCAGAAUUCCUAAUGUAUUCUGGGAGUUGACAACAAGGCAAGUCCUAACAAUGGAGUUUUAUGCAGGACACAAGAUUGAUGACUUGGAUUUUCUGAGUGAGAUUGGAGUUGAUCCAGAAAAGGUAGCAAAAUCAUUGAUUGAGCUGUUCGCUGAAAUGAUAUUUGUGCAUGGUUACAUACAUGGUGAUCCACAUCCUGGUAAUAUAUUAGUUUCUCCUGAAGGCCGUAAUGGUUUUUCCCUGGUUCUUCUAGAUCAUGCAGUUUACAGGGAAUUGGAUGAAGAAUUUAGAAAAGACUUUUGUCAGUUAUGGGAAGCUUUGGCUCUCAAGGACUCAAAGAAAACAAUGUGGCUUGGCGAGCGAUUUGGUGCUGGGAAGUAUUCUCGAUACUUGCCUAUCAUUUUCACCGGAACAACUAUAGAAAGCAAAUAUUCUUCUGGAAUGUCAAUCAAGGAAAAAGAGACUAUGAAACACGAAUUGAAAUCUCUGAUGUUUGAGGACCUAUCUUUGUUCAUGGAGUCUAUGCCACCAGAUUUUAUUGCUAUAUUGCGUGUAGAUGCACUCCUAAGGUCUACCAUUAGAAAGAUGGAUGUCUCACGGCUCAUCAGAUUGCUAACUUACACCAAAUUUGCAGUAUAUGGACGUCUCCGUCUAAAAUUUGAUGGUGAAUUGUGUAAAAUGCCCGAAAUGAAUGUUUAUUUUGCUGUGAAAGCUGUUUUCUUAAAUUUCAUAUCAACAUUAAAAUAUUUUCACAUCCUAACCAAGAUCCUUAUUGGGGCCAUCGAAAGUACCCCUUGGCAACAAAAAGUGAAGAAUGUACAGAAUUACUUGUAUCACAAGAUUGGUAGUAGUGACUUAUGGAGCAUUCUAGUCCAUUCUGUCUUUCUUCUUUUUUGUAUGCGUCCAGCGUCCUAAUGCUUUGUUCUGAACAUUGAAUUCUGUAUAGCUUUGUUUUGAACAUUGAAUUCUGAUGGUAUACAAGCUCCAUCCUGAUUCCUGAUGCAGCUUGCCAAAAAAAAAACAGGUUUCCAUCUUUGGAUGCAUUCCAAAAGCAAGUUUAUAUUACCUUUAGAAGAACUCAUUUUCUGUCAAAUGUUACAAACCGGGUAAACUAAGUUAUCGAAUUAAAAAGUCAAACUGUCAAAUGAUACAAGUUACAUAUUUUGUAUGCCAAAGUCACAUUGAAGCUUCUAGCAUUAAGUUUAUAAUUUAACUUUA